AUGGUUUCGACAUGUCCAUCAAACACUGCAAAAAGACCUGCACAGAUAGUCUUAGACACCAAGCAAAAACGACGCACUCCAGCUCAGGUCAAAGCAGACAACGCCCGCAUCCAGCAAGAGAACCAAGAGAAGGAAGAGAAGACCCAGAAGGGCAUCGAACGAGUUGCCGCUGCACAGGAAAAGCUUGCUCUUCAGCAGAACAACACCUUGGCUCUGAAGAAACCAUGUGCUCGUCCCAUUCCACGCGGCAGAAAGGCAACUCCGGCAAGUGCCCCGUCUGAAGCUGGGCCUGCACCUACCGAUCAAUCAAGUCAAGCACCAGCUGGCGGGGAUGGUGGCACCACUUUGCAGGGUCAGGGAGAUGCGGCGGAAAAGCUUCAAGUUGAUGAAGAUGACGAAGAUCUUGAGGCCAUGCAAGGAAAGAGAAAACACGUCCAGAAAACAGUCCAUCGUGAUGCUGUCAAUGCAGCACGUGCUAUCCUUGCUUCCAAGCCAUCAUCAGAUGCUGAUGGCAACUUUGAUGCGAAGUCAAGUCCGCAUUCAUCACAUGACAUAAUCGGCAAAGGAAGAACUCCGGCUGAUUUGAAACAAGCAUACAAAGGUGGCAUCAAAACAUGGGCUCAGAAGGUUCACACAGUAAAUGUCAAGAAAAAUGCCCACUCAGCGAAGGCACCACAAAGCCUGGCGGCGUCAUCUCUCAAUCAGUCUACUAAUACAGCACUCUCGCAACUCACUAGGGGAACAACAGCUGCAAGCACUGCCACUCCUCCACCAGGAACUCCAAGCAACUCAGUCUUUGGUGAUGAUCCAGAUAGUGCAGAAUGCUUUCUGGAUGAGGACGAUCAUCCCGAGCGGAUGGCAGCAUAUGCACUUGUAGGAAUGAGAAAGCCUAGCGGUUUGCGCAAUGCUGACAUCAUUGAGGUUAGGAGCAGUUCGUUCACACCACCUCCACCUCCGCCUUCACAAUAUAAUCGUGAGGCUGUUCUCAAAAUGGAGCCCGUUGACAUCUCCUUGGACCUUAGCAACAGUUCCAAUCAAGACCUUAUGUUCUUGGAGGAUGUAGAGGAUGCGGAGGACGAAGGUGAAGGUGAUGAUGGUGAUGAGAAUCCAGCCAUCAAAGAACGCUCCAAUCCUGCUCAAGCAACCAAGCGGACAACAGUAAUGACGAACGUGGAAGUCAUCGAUAACAAUUCUGAUGAGGCUCCACCCACCAAGCGCAUCAAAACAGAAACUGGAUCGAAGCCUGGAAAGGGCACUGGCGAAGUCACAAGGGCCAAAUACAAGAAUGGCGACCUCCCAGCUGGCUGCCUCGACAACAACACAUGGCGCGGUGUCUUCAUUCCCACUGUUGCUCAUGCUACUGGCAGAGACAACAUUGAUCCAUGGCUCAUUGAAGACGAUGUCCUCAUUCCAAUCCUGAAGGAAGCUUGGACAGUCAUUUAUAACGGAAAGCCAUCAUUGAUGAGCCACACCAUUGUCCCAGGAAGCGCAGUCUAUCAAGUUACAAAACAGCGCUUAAGUGAAUGGCGCGGUGGAUUUGCCUCCGCAGCUGUCAUGAUGUUCACAACAUUCGUGGCAGCUGACCCACUGUACGACAAUGAGGACAGCCGUGCUGAUUUUGCUGAUUUUUGGCUUGAGGACAACAGGUGGCUUUUUGCAAACAUUGAAUCAGAUGACAAAAAGCUGUGGACAGGAAUGUGGCAGUCCAUGUUCGUCCUGCAAACAUUUGCAGCACACCUCAACUACACACAAGGCCAUGUCUCCAUCCCGUCACUUAUGAGCGAGGAACAAUCUUGUCGAACAGCCCUUGCGCUCUCCGGAGCAGCGGUCAAGCAUGCUCUUCAUCUUCUGUCAACCAAACAGAUGAGCUUUGAAGUCAAGUCCACUGUCACCAAGGGCAAGAAGAAGGCCACACGGAAGGGCAAGGCUCCAGCUGACAACGCCGAGCAGUGGACCGCUGUGAUCAGCGAAAACGAGACUUUUUUGGAGCCACUGUGGGGAUACGACAGCUCAAUGUUUUUGCAGGCAAUCAAUCGCAUUCCCGCCAGCAAUAUGAAAAAUAUCAUUGAACAGGCGCAGCAGUACGUGAAAGCCACCACCACCCGCAGUGGACGGUCAAAGAUGGAUGCUGAGGAAGCCCAAGAUGGGGGCAUUGAUGAAGAGUAUGCUGACAUAUUUGCCUUUCAUUGA
Messenger RNA from Suillus discolor, 2190 nucleotides. RefSeq lists its product as uncharacterized. The record is from RefSeq and is a predicted model, not a curated record. The coding region runs from base 1 to 2190 and encodes 729 amino acids. The transcript has 7 exons. Lineage: Eukaryota; Fungi; Basidiomycota; Agaricomycetes; Boletales; Suillaceae.